Molecule: messenger RNA, 1014 nt
Organism: Verticillium dahliae VdLs.17
Lineage: Eukaryota; Fungi; Ascomycota; Sordariomycetes; Glomerellales; Plectosphaerellaceae
Product: dimethyladenosine transferase
Exons: 7
Coding region: 1-1014 (337 amino acids)
Biological process (GO): rRNA methylation
Cellular component (GO): mitochondrial matrix
Molecular function (GO): rRNA (adenine-N6,N6-)-dimethyltransferase activity
Source: RefSeq, a predicted model, not a curated record
AUGGGAAAGGCACAGGGCGGCAAGCGCAACAGCAGCGCGGCAGGCUCCUCGCCGUACGCCAAACCGCAAAAGUCGAACAAUGUCUUCAAGUUUAACAAAGCCGACCUCAAGCCUACAGACACGGUCCUCGAAAUCGGACCCGGUACCGGUAACCUGACGGUCAGGAUAUUGGAGAAUGCGAAAAAGUUGAUCGCCAUCGAGUUCGACCCGAGGAUGGCGGCCGAAGUGACAAAGGUCGACUGGGUGCCCUUUGACGUGCUCAUCUCCAACACACCAUACCAGAUCUCUUCGCCCUUGGUCUUCAAGAUGCUGGCCAUGCCCAAGCCGCCAAGGCAGGCCAUUCUCAUGUUCCAGCUCGAGUUCGGACAGCGGCUGGUGGCCAAGCCGGGCGACAAGCUCUACGGCCGAUUGAGUGUCAAUGCCAACUUUUGGGCGACGUGCUCCAAUGUCAUGAAAGUGUCCAAGGCGAACUUCAGGCCCCCCCCUCAAGUCGACUCGUGCGUCGUCCGCAUCGUGCCGAAGCAGGGCAGCGAGCGUCCCAGCAUUGCCUUUGAGGAGUUUGACGGCCUGCUCCGGAUCUGCUUCAACCGCAAGAACAGGACCAUGCGCGCGAGCUGGCUAGGGACGAAGGAGGUGCUCUCCAUGCUGGAAAAGAACUACCGCGUCUGGGCCGCCAUGAACAACGUGCCCCUCGACGACUCGCUGGUGGAGGAGGAGGGGGAGGAGGCGGGGGACGACGCGGCCGACGAGGAGAUGGACCUCGACGACGAGGCCCCCGAGCAGGAGCAGGACGACGACGGCGCGACCGACUUCUUCGCCGCCCUCAAGCCGGCCGAGGCGGAGAAGACGAAGAGCAAGCGCAAGAAGACAAAGGUCGCGGCCCUCGUCCGCCACAAGAUUGAGAGCGCGCUCGACAAGACGGAGCUGCUGGAGAAGCGCGCGCGGCAGUGCGACGAGACGGACUUUUUGAAGCUCCUGCACGCGCUCAACUCGGAGGGCAUUCACUUUGCAUGA